Linum trigynum is the source of this 4820-nucleotide messenger RNA. The record is from the annotation of a GenBank genome assembly. Lineage: Eukaryota; Viridiplantae; Streptophyta; Magnoliopsida; Malpighiales; Linaceae.
CUUAAGCGAUCAUCAUGAUCCCCCCAUGACCUGGAAAAAUCGGGUUCUAAGCGAUCCUCGGAUCCCCCCUUUUUCUGUCAAAAAGACUGUGUUUCUAAGGAGAUGUAUACCUCUCCUAAGAGUCUUACGAGUGUACUUGUAUUGCUUUAAAUUAUUGAAAAUAAUCAAUACGAUUAACAAAAUAAUAUAUUUGAUUUUAUGUGUACCAAAAAUAUUUAUACUUAAAUUUCGAAUAUUACUUUAGUUAUGUUAAUAUUAAUAUUUAUUAGAUAAUGUAUACUAAUAUUUGCAUCUUUUAAUAUUAUUUAUUUAUGCUAAUAUUAAUGUUUAUUAUAUAAUGUAUAUUUCUCUAAAUGAACCUUGAUUUAAUUAAUAUUGCAUCUUAUAAUAUUAUUUAGUUAUGUUAAAAUUAAUAUUUAAUUAGAUAAUGUAUAUUUCUCUAAAACAACCUUGAUUUAAUUAAUAUUGCAUCUUAGAAAAUUAUUUUAGUUAUGUUAAAAUAAAUGUUUAUUAGAUAAUGUAUAUUUCUCUAAAACAACCUUGAUUUAUAUAUAAAUUGUAUCUUAUAAUAUAUUUAUAUAUGUAUAAAUCAUCAACUUAUAAUGAAAUUUAAAAUUUUUUCUAGGAUGCAUGCCAUAUAGUCCGCUAUAGGGGCAUAACGAAUGUGCUUGAAUGGAACGACGUCAUCUUGCCCUUUCUAAAAAGGGCAAGAUUGGAUUCGAUUCGGCAUUUCAAUGGGAUUAAGAUCGACCGCCAACUCAUCACGCCGAUGGUAGAGAGAUGGCGAAAGGAGACACACUGCUUCAAUUUUCGUGAAGGCGAGUGCACCAUCACACUUAAGGACAUCGCCAUCUUAACCGAUCUCCCCAUCGAUGGUGAUGUUGUUUGGGUGGAUUCUACGCCACCACCUAAAGUUGUUGCCAAUAUGAGUGGUUGGCAACAUUUUAUAUGGACGGUCACCGGGUUGUGUCCGCCAGAGAAGGGAGAUCACGAUGCGGAUGGUCAUCCACCAUUGUCCAAGGGCCAAGUAUCCAUCACUUGGUUGACAGCGGAGAUCAGGCGUAAGCACAACCCUGAGUUCGGAGGCAUUCCCCUCACGGAGGAAAGUUCGGAACGUGAUAAAGAAAUUUAUGCACGUAUCUACAUCCUCGGCAUGAUCGGAGGAGUCUUCUUCCCCAAGAAAUCCAACAACCUAAUCAGCAAUUCAUGGUUGAAGAUCAUACUUGGUGUCCUGACACUAUAAACCGCCCUUUGGGUAGGCGGUUUGUAAUGCCGACACUUAAACGCUCUUUCCUAAAGCGUUUUGUGGUAGGGUUAGCCUAUAACCGCUCCUUCCAAAAGCGUUUUGUUCUGAAAAUUAAAAACGCUUUUCCGUGGCGCGGUUAUUAUCUAAAACGCUUCCUGGAAGCGCGGUUUUAGUAAAAACCGCUUCAUAGAGGCGCGGUUUUAAAUAAAUGAUGGUAUUUUUGGAAAUUAUUUGGAGUGGGUGGUAUUUUUGUAAUUUUUUUUUAAAACAGUGGUAUUUUUGGAUUUUUUCCGUAUAUCUCGCAGGUAUCUUUAAAUACAUCAAGUAUUUAGUUACUGCUACUUCCUCCGACGAUGCAGCGGAAGAGCCUCCUGCCGGCGAAGUAAAGCAGCGGUAACACAAUCAGCACCGCCACCGCGCCAGCCACCAUCUCUGGGGACUCGGAGGAACCUUCCCCUUCAUAAGCGGGCUCCAUAUUUUCAGGGUUCAUAUUUUUCAGGGAUAUUUUAGUUUUUUUUUUUUUUGUAUGAGUACAGUGUAGCUAGUGGUUAUGUAGUGUGCAGCGACCAAUAUUAUAUAUACAGUAACAGUGGAAACUAUAAGUGUCUUCUUUACACCAAACCAACUUUGAUAAAGACCAUUAACAUACUUGCUUGGGUUAUUAGUAUUACGUCUUUCUCAAUGCUAUGGACGGUUCAGUGGGAGGCGAUUCUGUUUUGGUUUGGAGUUGGAAGGAUCAAGAAGCUAAGCUAUGGAUGGAAAUUUUUAGGAUCCAAAUCUGUUUCAGUUGGAGACGAGGAUCAAGAACCUAUUUACUCAAAGAAACUAAUAAAUAACCCACCAAUCGGCAUAGGAAAAGAUUUGGCUCCAUGAGAAUUUGGAAGGAAGCUAAAAAGUAAGAAACUCCCUCCAAUCGUGAUCAGUCAUCAGAAGCACCUGCAUUUCGGCACCUUGCAAAAGAUGAAUUGGGCACUGCAGUUUUCCAUCCCAAAACACCCGUGUCUGACUUAAGUGCCACUAAUUAUCGAAUCAGAAUCACAAAGAUAAAUAACAGUUUCCAGAAGGGGUUAAAACCAUAUAAAAGAAUUCUCAGUAAUUGGGAUUGUAAACCGGCCUAUUGUGUCCCGAAACCAACAGGAUUAGGGUUCAAGGGUCUUCGUCCGGCGAUUAAUUGAUUUUGGCACCAAGCGGCAGUCAGGUCGCCAUGGAUGAGGCGCCUGCUGUUGACUCUUAGAUUGGAGCCUUAAAGAAAACCAAAACAAAAGGAAGAAAUACAUGGAGUGGAUCAUAUCCACGCACUGGGCCUAGAUUGGCGAGGGAGGGAGGGAGUGGCAGAAGAUGAAACCAUAAUCAGAAAGGCUGCUGCAACGAGAGGAAGGGCGGCGGAGUCUAUCACAGCGAGCGGAAGAGAUUUGGAGCUUUUAAAUAGAAACCUUGACUCGAUCUAGGGUUUUUUGCUUUGCUAGGCCUAGCCGAAAUGGACACUUGGUAAUGCUAAAUGGGCUGCAACGAGAGUGAAAGUAGAAAGAUCAUUUUUGUCUUUACACAUUUAUCAUUAAUUUCAUUUAAAAAUAUCAAUAUCAAGAUUUGAACCCGGGUCUGUUCAAACAAAGAUAACAAUUACAACCAGUUACACUAAACAAAUUUAUUGCAUCAUUCUUGACUAAACAAAUUUAUUGCAUCAUUCUUGAUACAAAACAUAGACAAAGUUAAUCUCUGAAAAUCAGAGGACUUUUUCAUCAUAAUUAGCAAGCUCACUAAGUCUACCGUAUGUAUUUUUAUCGAGCUUGAUACUUCUAUUUUCGUAGUAGAGUUUCAUGUAAUUUUCUCAAUUUUAAAUUCUCGCUCUCUCCUUAAUUUUUGCUAAAGGUAAAUGGGUAAUUGGCUAACAUGGAAGAAACUAAUCAUGUAACUACGUGUUGUAUCCUUGCAUUUUUCAAUUUAAAUUUAAAUUUUGUGAUUUUUUAUCUUUGUUCUUUUCUCUUUCUAACUUCCUCCGAAAUUUCAUCAUUCGUGCAAUAGUUUGUGCCUUUCACUUCUCAGUACAAUACUGUCAUUGAAAAUCAAUCUUCAGGUAUCUCUUGGCACUACGGUUUUAUUGUUGGGGAUUUUAAGCUGGGUGAGUAGAAGAUUUCAACUCUGAUAUCAAUCCAUGGCGAAUAGAAUGGAGUUCAUCAAUAAUUGGAGUUGUAGAAGGAGGAUUAGAAAUUGAAUUUUUGGUUGAAUAUAGAUGACUUGAAUCAACAACUCUCCAUUUCUUUUUGAUUAGUGACAUAUUGUUUCUAAAAGGAGAGCAUUGAACCCUUUAUAUAGGAUUGUGAUGUUUAAGAUUUAGUUUCAAACUAUCUAUGGGUCGUGUGAGAAUUUCAGUUAGCUUUUAUACUCUAUAUUUAUUGACUGUAAAAAAAAACUAACCAAUAGCAUUUUAACAUGGACUUAAUUAGCAUUAUGAAAAUGGGGUCAAUGAUACAUUUUUAUAUUUUAUAUUCUUAAAUGAUUAUGAUAUUUCUCCGAAUGUUCGACCUAUAUAUUAUUUCUUUAUGUAUCAUCUCGAUCGAAUGAUUGUCAAUAAGAUUAAACGGGUUAAUAGACUUAAAAGUAACAUAAAAAUACAAAUAAUCAAAUAUGAGCAUUCCGGCCAAAGGGCCGGGUUAUAAGCUAGUUACUAGAAUAGAGAAAUUUUGUUUGGUACCAAAUGAAUCGAGAAUUCAUUUUAUUGUAAAUUGAAUUACUGUGUAGAAUUCAUUGUCAAAUGAAAUAUUGUGUUUGGUAUGUCGUAUUCAAAAUGAAUUCUUUAAAUACCAAACACACAAAUGUUUUAUUUCAAAAUGAAUUCUUCAAAAUUUAUUGAAUUCAUUUAUACCAAACGGUAUGUUAGGGUUGGUGGGAUUACGUGGAUUUGAGCAAUAGAGAUAAUUUUGACAUGUGCAAGAUAGAUUUUUUGAAAAAUAGGUGAAAUUUGGAGAUCUACCUUUGCGCUCGGGGGCCAAUUUCUGUUCCGUACGAGGAAACCUUUGCACGCCUCAGUUACUUUUUGAGAGGCCUACACCCCAUAGAAACUGUCUACCUGAGACUGUCCCUUGUGUUACAAUGGCCGGGACAAAGGGUCGCGAUCCCGCGAGGGUGAGCUUACUCCAAAAACUCGUUCUCAGUUCAGAUUGUAGGUUGUAACUAGCAACAACAACCCAAAAAGCUGAAGAAGCUCACCCAUACAAGUAGAAUAACUAGCAACAACAACCCAAAAAGGGCUGCAAAAAUAGGUAAAGUGGGUUUGAGUUUUCAUCGAAGUCCGGUAUUCAAACCCUUUUAAUACUUUAUAUCGUAGUGAGUGGCUCGCAAUCUUAGUGUAUAUUACAAUGAAUUGCUCGAAACUACACCGCGAAUUAAUCCCGACUAGAGUCCAAGUUUUUAAACUCUAGUCGGGUGCAGUAUAGGGCAAGUAUUUAAUUGUCAAACCCGGGUCAGUCCAUGUACCCCUACUUCAAUCGCUUAGUUUGUUAUCUAGCAAACGUUUUUGGGUUUAAAACUAAGAAACCUACAAAUGAAAACAAGCAAGUAAAGUAAACCGAGGUUG